This is a messenger RNA of Cryptomeria japonica (Japanese cedar), 1143 nucleotides long. Its product is annotated as F-box protein At5g49610. Gene Ontology annotation, molecular function: protein binding. The coding region runs from base 1 to 1143 and encodes 380 amino acids. The record is from RefSeq and is a predicted model, not a curated record. The transcript has a single exon. NCBI's taxonomy places the organism in Eukaryota, Viridiplantae, Streptophyta, Pinopsida, Cupressales, Cupressaceae.
AUGGAUAUGAAUUCUGAGAUAUGGGGUAGGCUACCAGAAGAAUUAGUGAUGAUUGUUUUAGCCAAGCUGCCCACUUUGGUGAAUGGGAAGUUCAGAGCAGUUUGCAAGCAAUGGAAGUUAAUUCUCUCACCAUCACAGUGCUUCCAAAGGAUAACGCAAUUUGUUCAUCCGUCCUCUACCCCUGCUUUUCUGAUUGGCCGCUUACUUCCUUCGCAGUGGAUAAACUUUCACAAUAACAAUCUCUAUCUUCUUCAACCAGUGUCUAAUUCCCAUGUAUAUAAACUCUCUCUAGAAUUUCUGGCACGUGACUCCAUCAAUGUUGUUACUUCCUGCAAGAGUGUGCUCUGCUGCUCCAAGGACGGAGCACCCACUUUAUUCUACCUUUGCAAUCCCGUCACAAAGACAUGGAAAAAGCUUCCCCCUCCUACUCAACUCAGGCGAUAUGAUUUCAUUGGAUUGUCAUUCGACUGUUCCACAAGAACCUGCAUCUUGAUCAUUGGAAGAACUAUAAUCGUUGGAGAGGACAACAAUAUGGUAAUGGAGAUUUAUAAUUCACAGACCAAUGCCUGGACGAAAUUGCAGAUGAAUACAAUCAGAUCGUUUUACCCACUUGGGGAAGGGGUGUACUCCAGAGGAAAUUUUUAUUGGAAUAACUCAAUUCAACUUGGGCCGACAAGGUCAAGGUUGGACGUUGUAUCAUUCGACGUAAGGAAAAAGUAUUGGGAUGUUAUUACACGUCCACAGAUAUCAGAUGAAUAUCUUUCUCAAUAUUUUAAUCAGUGGCAGUUGAGUGGGUAUGAUGGAAAGGUGGUUUUGGUGUACAAAAAGGACCUGCGGCUAUGGAGGUUGAAUGAAGAUGUUGGGGAUGAUAGAUGGUCAGAACUGCCAGAACUGCCGAGGAGUCUAUGCAGAGAAGUUUUGUAUACUGGGAUUGAGAAUGACUUUGGCAGCCUGAGAUGUGCACAAGUUGUGGUCAACAGCAGUGGAUGGAUUUGUGUGCACUUGCCCAGAAAUAAAAUAGUUGUGUUUGAUGAAGAAGGAAGAGUGAUGCAGAAAAUUGAAGGAAGACAGAUGACCAUGUUUACAGGAACAUGUCCAACAUCAGUGCGUGCUUUUGAGAUCAACAAUGUUUGGUGGCCAUAA